GCUGCAGGGCCAUGCUGGCCCUUCUCACCACUUCCAAAAGUCCUCAGACCUGGCUCCAGGGACCAGCUGUGCGUUCGUGGUGAUGUUUAUUCAAUCAGCAGAGAAAGGAAAGAGUGAGAGAGGAAAAAGCGCGCUAUAAAUCUGCACUGCCUCUGGAGUCCCUUCCCAGUGGGACUGGAAAGAUCCCAGCCCUGAUGUCGAGACCCUGUGCACACCUGUGGCAGCACUGCUGACUGCCAUCAAGACAAGGAGGAUAUUUUUCUGCAACAGUUUCCUUUCCUGUAAACCAGGCCUUUGUGGUACCCGAGGAAAGCAGUGGUCAGACAGAAUGGCUCCAGUGAACCAGCCCAAGGACAAGAAGCAUGAGAAGACAUAUUGGUCAGAAGAGGCAAAAUCAGCUGAGAAAAGGAAACUGGACUACGAAGGACUGGAGAAUGUACCACUAGCAAAGAAAUUGUUUUUGAGGAAAACAUCCAAAGCCCAAGAGAAAAUUGGUUGGAAUAGAGGUGGGACUGUGAUGAAAAAUACCAGAGCCUUUUUCCAUCAGCCAAAAUGGCAGUGCAGCAUUGUUCAUUAUGUCUACCAGAACAUGCUGGGAGGCUCCAUCCGGGCACAGCUCAGGCAGUGUCUACAGCUGCCCUUUCUGCGUUCUCUGACCUCAUACCGCCUUUUUCGAACAGCGAGUCCCUUUGACAGGAGAGUGACUUGCCUGGAGUGGCAUCCAACACACCCCAGUACUGUAGCUGUUGGUUCCAAAGGUGGAGACAUCAUUCUUUGGGACUAUGAAGUACUUACUAAAACCUGUUUCAUAAAAGGGAAAGGGCCAGGAGAUUCUCUUGGAGACAUCAAGUUCAGUCCUUAUGAGGCAGUGAAGCUUUAUGUGGCAUCAGGGGAUGGCACCCUAAGUCUGCAGGAUCUUGAGGGCAGAGCGGUGCAGGUGAUCUCCCGUGCCCCGGACUGUGGCCAUGAGAACCAUAACGUUUGUUGCUGGUACUGCAGUGUUGAUGUUUCUGCAAGCUGCCGUACUGUGGUGACAGGUGAUAACUUGGGCAAUGUGGUCCUGCUCAGCACUUCUGGUGAAGAGAUUUGGAGGCUGAAACUGCACAAGAAGAAAGUGACUCAUGUGGAGUUUAACUCUCGAUGUGAGUGGUUAUUGGCCACAGCAUCUGUGGAUCAGACAGUUAAAAUCUGGGACCUCAGAAACAUUAAAGACAAAGCAAAUUUUCUUCACGUACUUCCUCAUGACAAACCUGUCAAUGCAGCUUACUUCAGCCCAACAGAUGGUGCCAAGCUGCUGAGCACAGACCAGCGCAAUGAAAUCAGGGUUUACUCAUGUUCAGACUGGACCAAGCCUCAGCAUCUGAUCCCACACCCACAUCGGCAAUUCCAGCACCUCACACCUAUUAAGGCAACAUGGCAUCCUCGCUAUGAUCUCAUUGUAGUGGGUCGCUAUCCAGACCCGAAGUUCCCAGGCUACACAGUGAAUGAGCUGAGAACUGUUGAUAUAUUUGAUGGAAACACCGGGGAGAUGGUUUGUCAGCUCUAUGAUCCGAAUGCAUCUGGUAUAAUCUCGCUGAAUAAAUUUAACCCUAUGGGAGACACACUAGCCUCUGGCAUGGGCUUUAAUAUUCUGAUCUGGAGCCGGGAGGAGAUGGUGAUGAAGAAGCAAGAACAUCUUUUGAAAGCCAUGACUGAGCAGGGGAUCGGGAGCCGGAGUUUGUCCAGACGUGGAGGGCAGAGACAGGCAAACCCUGGGACAAGCAAACUCAAAGCUAAGUUAUUGUCUUGGGAAGUGGAAGAGAUGGGAACAAAACCCAAAGAUUCUAAAUCACGGGGAAGGAAGUGAAAAGGAUCUAUAUAAGUGAUAGAGUAUUUUGAUCCUUUUUUGAUCAUAGAAGACAAAUUCAGUGAUGGCAGUGGGCACAAUAGGCACUGCAGGGCAUUAGCCUUCUACUUUGUCCUUCCUCCCUAGAUCUGAUCUUGCUUCUGUGAUUCUCUGCUUCUCCUUCUAGAGAGUUGCCAGUGGAGUUGCCACUUAAUUUCUGAGGCACUUCAGAGUUUCUAAGGAAAAUUCAGAGAUGUUUUCAGAUCCUGCUGAAGUUACUGCUUCCAGCCUGCUUGUUAUCAUUAACAGUGUGAUAACAGGAUAUUAUCUCCUGUAGUCUGCUGUGGAGCAGCUUGUGAUGAGGUCUCCAGACUGUUCUAGUCAAAUUGAGCUGAGGAAACCUUUGUUAGUAAGAUUCAUGUCUUGAAAGGUAGAAUGUUCACAAGGGUGAGGUGAUGGAUAGCUUGAGUGAGUUAAGGAAACACCAGCCUUUCCCAUCUGCAAGCUUCUUGCAGCAUGUGCUAUCAAAAACCUCAGGCUAAGUCUAUUCUGCACCUGCAGCUAUUUAGACCAUGAAGAACAUUAUGAUGCCAUACCUCUUUAUUUGCCUUGUGGGACGCAUAGGCAAUAUAGAGCUAAGAACCUACUGAUUCUUUGUCUUCAGAACUCUAGGCAUUUUUUUUUGCUAUCAGUUAAGUAUUUUUUUUUCCACCCAUGCCAGCGUGCCUCAGAAUGUUGGGUGUGUUGUUAAGCAGAAACGAGGGAUUUCUUUCAGAUGCCCCUUUUCAGAGUCAGACCUCACAACUGCUGUUAAACUGAAAAACUCUGCUUUUUCUGGUUUGUUUAUAAAGCUUUCUGGGAGCCUUGCUCCAGAGGUUGAUGAGCAGGCUUUAGACCUGCUGAGAUUCCCUGUGUUCACUUAAUAGUUUUACAGCUUUGAUAUAAAUAAAAGUUUUGUACUAAACUGAAGUACUUCUCUGAUAUAAAAUGGGUGCUCUGAGUAUUCUGCUGAACUGUUUUUAUCUGGGAGGUUAGAAGGUAUUAAUCUUUCUGCUGGAGAACUAUGAGAACUAGAACUGAUUUUCUGUCUGUCAUAAUGCCAUAUCUGCAAAUGACCCUUCCCAGUUGGACAGGCUGCAUUAUAAGCUGUACAUAUGCAUGGUUGCUACCAGCCAAACAACUUUGUUUCAAUUCUCACUUUGCUCUAGUAAACAAGGAAUUUACCUUGGAAGGGGAUAUAGUAAGUUAUCCCUGUUUUCCAACGGUGAGCUGGGUUUAACCCUGUGAAAUCUUAAAGAGGAAGAAUAAAGUUCAGUGUGAAUUUGAUUUUAAUGAUGAAAAGGAAAUGUACUGAAACAAUUACAGAAAGUCAUUCACAGUCAGAAUGUCAUUAUCAUCAUGGAAACCUUUUUUCUGCAUGUGCAAAAUUUGCUGUCUUUAAAAAUAACAGGUCUGGUCCCUUAAAUGCACUUUCUAUUACCUCUUUUUUUUUGUGCCUGUUCACGCAGGCUUUUGCUUUAUGACUGCCUCACUGUGCAGCAAACCUAGAUUACAUCUUCAGAGGACAAAAAGGUGAGGAAGAUGCUGAGAACAGCAAGCUGCUACUGCUGAUUCAGAGUUCCCAUGCUGGCAGAUGUCAAUUAUGGUGUGGGGAAAAGUCCCAAGGAAAUGUCGUUAGCCUAAGCACUCGCUUCUGCCGCCAAGAAGGAAAGGGAACUGCAGCAGAAAAGGAACUAAAACUGGGAAGUGAAUGUGCAGCAUCACCAUGUGAAGAGCCUGUGCUGGUGCCUGCCACAGUCUCUCAUCUUCUGCCAGAAGCUGUGAGGCAGGUGGUGAGCACUUGGCAGUUGCAGUGUGCAGAGAGGCCCACAGCUUCCAUCCAGCUUGCCUGGAGAAAUGAUCACACUUCAGACAGAAAGCCAAAGCAUGGCAGAUGAAGGGAUCCACAGUUACCUGCAAAGUCUGAUCCUUACGAUUUGAUUUCAUUUUUUUUCCUCUGAAUGAGGUGGUCCAGUAGGGAAUACAGGAAACAAAAACAACAACAAAAAACCAACCAAACAAAAAAAGAACAACAACAAAAAACAAUACAGGAGUUGGCAUUUAUUCUAAUCUUGAAGCUCUUUGCUCAAGAUCAUAUGGAUGUGGAUCAUAUGUAACUGAACCAAAUACCAAAAAAACUACUGCCAGGUUUGCAGUUCUGUCCUGAUCCCAGGCCAGUUCUUUUCUCUUGAGCUGCAAUGCGAGGAGGGGAAGAACUGACUAGCAACAACCACUUAGCAGCCUCAGGAACCACUUGUCACUAUCUGCCAUCAUCUGCAGCAGCUUCCUCUGUGUGACCAGCUGCCGCCACUGCACAUGGUGAUCUGGGCCUUCUACUCCAAGCCCAGCUUUCCCACCAGCAUCAGUCCAAAGGCUUGAGAGAAAAGCACACAAAGCAGGUUGUGUGGAAAGAGAAGCAAUUUUUGAUUGUCCUAGAUGUGGCACCUUCUGGAGAAACAAGCGCCUCUGCCACAGUCAUGAUGAGUGGUUACAUUUACAAUCACUGAAAGGAGGAAAAUUCUUCAUGAGCUUCAACUGGCCAUGGUGGGAAUCCCAGACAAGUUGUAUGAGGACUGGGGCACCACACAGUAGAGUGGCUUCUCAGAAUUAAAAUGUCCGCUUCCAUUAGAUUAGGUUAAUCCUCUCUCUGGGCAUCUCAUUAGAAAGUAUCCAAAAAUCACAGUCCAGCUUCAUUCUGGGAAGCAAUGGCCAAAGCAGAAUACUCAGUAACUGAAGAUGCCCAAUCAUCCUUAGGGGCAACACUGCUCCCUCCUAUUGCCUGGGAAGGAGUUGAAGCAACUGUCAGGCCUGCUCUUCUCCCUCAUUGGAAACGUGCCGGUAGCCAGGGGGCUGAGACUGAAUGCGAAGGAGUACAGUCAAGAGGAGGAUUAUAAGGAGAAGGAGAAUGGAUCCACACACAGCCAGACCCACAAACAGUCCUGCAAUGAAGAAAAUAAGCAGUCAGUAUAAUACCAAGCUUUCCCUCUCUGCCACUAUCUGGUCCAGCUUAGGCUCACCUGUGUCACGCAUACUGCUUGCUACCUGACAUUCUUGCUCCCAGUCCUGAGGAACAACAGGAUCUGUGAGUUCCAAGAAUCUUUGCAAUGGACAUAUUUGCUGACAGCCAGGAAUUGUCAACGGGAAAGGUUCCUUUCCGCUCUCAUUCCGGAAAAACAUUUCCACAGAGAAAUUACUGAAAAAAAACCCACAGAAAAUAGGUGUUUUCUUUUUUUCCAUCCAGCUGAAGUCAUCCCUUCCCAAAAAGCUCUUAGUGUGCACACCGUUUCCUUUAGUCUGGUCGUUGUUUUCUUCCUAAGAGUUUGCCACUAGGACCAAGAUUGCAUCCCCCUAGGUUACACCUAGCCUACGUAUCUAACCCUUCAGGUGAAAUCACAGCAGACAUCUUUACUGCAGCCCUCACCCAUCAUCCUCUUGGUACAGCUCAAAUAAAUGACAUGAGGCGUAUGGUGCUUGAAUCUUGUUGUAGACAUCUAGAGCCAUCUGCAGUGCCACAAGUGUGGUGUCAUGCUGAGAAAGAGGGAAAAAAACCAAAUCAGUCACCCUCAUGAAUGUGGCAGGGCAGCUCAGACCAUACCAGCAGCGUGCAGGACAGUGCUGAAGGGAAGUCCCCAUUGUAACUUCCACAGGGAAGAAGGGAAAGGAGCAGUACUGUUUGAAAAGUGAUCUGUGAUGGUACCAGAGAAGGAGAGGAAGUGAAACAAAGCCAUAUGUCCUGCAUCAUUCUGUUACGAAUUAUUUUCUACAGGGCAGUUUUGGGAGAGAUGCCUGACUUUCCAGUCAGUAGGCUGCUGAAAAGUUAGGGGCAUGACUUUAGCUACACUGUGUAACAUCACAUUUGAGUACCACCAACCCAUCCACUAGUGAAGCCUAGCACUAUCCCCCAAAGACUACCAGUCUCAUCCACAAGUCUAAGCCAAAAGGAGCGAAGUGCCAGUUAAGAAUUUUCCUCAAAGGCCCUAGAGGAAUGAUGCCAGACGUGGCACAUCCCACCCAGCCAAAGGCAAAGAUAAAUCUCCUGCUCACUGCAUAGGCUGUGGAGAAGCCAGAAAGGAUUAAAGCCAUCAGCAAGCCCCAGUUCCCGGUGAGGAAGGGUAAGUGGACCAAAGCUAGUACCCAACCUCUGACUUACCGCUGAAUAGACAAGUAGUUUCAGUUGCUGGUGGGCAGAGACGUUUGCUGCUUUGGUUAGGUUUUUCCUAAUGUGAUCCAGCAGGACCCCUGGCAAACACAAAUAACUAGUAAGAUUCAAAAUCCAGACAAAGCAGCACAAAGCUCCUUCCUUUGUGCACUCACCGCCUUGCAAACGAGCUUUUUCUACCCGACGAUGAAUUCCGAACAGAAAUUCAAAACCAAAGUCUUUUAGCUGCUUCAUUUGAGUCAUGACAUCUGGUGUCACCCAUGAUGGCAAAUCCAUUUUGUGUGCUUGCUAGGAAGAGAAAGAGAGUACUCAUGUGCAGGUAGCACGGACCACAGAUUAAUCAGAGCAGGAGUCAAGGUGUCUGGAGUCCUGCCCAAACUGUUGUUGUGUUCCUGCUUUACUUUAAGUAUUACCCUCUUCUAUUUAUGCUUCUAUAAUCACUGUGAACACUGCAUACAGAAAAUAGAGGUAGUUUGUGUCCUUCCUUUUUAAUGUUGCUUUAGAAACUAAUCAUGAGAAGCAUAAAGAUUAGAGUCGAGGAGCUACUUUUCUGUAAAUGCACAACUGGAGUGUGGGCUUUUAUUCUUACAACAGUACAGUAAUCUCAGGGCUUUUGCUUUACAUGUGUAUGCAGAUGGCACACAGUCAAAAACAAAAAAACAAGCUGGAGAGCACAAGAACCCAAGUUUUCUGCUGUGUCUGCAGCACAAUUCCCCAGGAGGUUUUGAGAGCCAAUGAAGGAUACUGGAGAAUGUUAGCAAGCACUCUGCAACAGUACUGGGAUGCACCUGGGAUGAGGCCCAGCAAUCAAACCUCAAAUACAUGUAACUGGGAAUCUAGAAAAGAAUUUGUUUUGUAGCUAACCAUUUACAAGAAAUAAUUAGUUAUGCUGGCAGACAAACAGUUGUGGUUCCCUGGCAUUACUCAGAUUAUUUUCUAUGCCACAUCCCACUAAAAUGCCAGAAGAUGAGACUGAAUAUCCUUAAGGGCUCAUUCUGUCUAAGCAGUUCCCAUUAGCAACUUAUAUAUUUAGCUAGUUUUUCAUUACUAUACAGAAAUAAUAGCUGCUAAGUUCAGGCAUUUCUUGGGCUUUUAUUUUCAUCCAGGUGUUACAGUGAAUCUCCUGGUUCCGGUGUGAAAAACAGUACUUCUCUUCAGGGCACUGUUUGUAAAAGUGAGAAAAAAGGAGGAAAUUCAAAGUAUCUAAAGAGAUUAAUCAGUAUAAGGGUAUAGUUUCGAGAGAGGAUCUCCUCUUCUUUACAGUGUUCUCUUUCACUUUGGGACAGUGAGCUGUUGCCUGAGAUCUUAGGGCUACAGUGGUUCAGUUGGGUUUCUUGACUCAAUUUGCAAGCUCUUUAAGUCAGUCUUGAAAGUGAAAGUGAAGUUCUUGAUCCCUCUGACCAGAUCUAAACCCAGAUGUUGGUGAAACCCACUUAACCUAGCAGAGAGAAAUAAACAUGAACAGAACACAGAAAGAAGUGAUUGACCCAAAUUAACAGAGGCAGAGGUAGAAUCAGGAAUGGUCUCAACUUAAAGCCUCUAACUUAAAUCUUAAAGUGAACGUGUUUCCAGAAAUCUCAUUUCUACCUAACUCAGCUGUCUCUGGAGAGCUGAAGAUUUCAGACUGCAGUCAUUUUCUAGUGACUUUCAAAUGAAUAAUUUACUGCACCUGUGGCAUGGUAUUUAAGCUACAAAGCAAGAGGUAACAGAGCCCUGAGACCAAAGUCUCAUGGCUGUAAGAGGAUGACCAAACUUACUUCACAGAACAGUGUGUCAUACACACUCCAAACAGACUCGAGAGAGAGAUCCCGGAUUCCAGUCUCAUUUGCCACCAUCUGCAGGAAUUGCUGUAGGUACGAGCAGAGAGAGACCUUCAAUUUUUCAACCUCAUACAGCAUUACACACACAGAAUGAGUCUUCCUACCCUUCUCUCUGAUAAUGUAGAGGUAACAAUAUUUCAACUAAAAUCCUAAGACCAUUUUAUUUCAUGCAAACGACCACUCACCAAAUUGUCUCUGGUCUUAUUUAUGUAUUCUGCUGAGUUCCGUGUUUCAUUCUGUAGCUGUUCAUAUCGUGGACAGGGGGUUAAUGGAAAUUUCAAUAGCUGGAAAGAGACAAGAGCAGCAAGAUCACCGAGAAUACAAAUGUACAGAAUUUGUACGUACAGGACUUUCGACAUACAGAAUUGUACCAAAACUCUGACUGGUGGGAUGCAUCUAUGAACAGCUUCAGGUAUUGCCUUCUCACACAUUCCAGUUUGUGUGUGGUCUGGUGAGUGGCUGUGGCUAAUAUUGGCUGUACAAACACAGACCUUCAGUUUUCAUCUUGUUCAAAGAACAGAAGAAUCUUUGCAAGACAGGUUCCCAGGAGAAGCUCAAGACAGUCUGAACUGAGACUGAAGGAAAAAGCUUAUGGAGAAGUCAGCGUAAUGUUACUCGUGUAGUCAGUACACAUCCUUGGGACUAACUUACCAUUUCUCCAGACUCCGGCACUGUGUGCACAGGAAUUGGCUGCCAGGAAAUGUUAGGGUUGAACAUCUGUUGUUUCUCUGGGGGAUACAGGCCGGCCAGAUUGGCCUCCGCACUCAUCAGCGUCCGAUCGUAAUCCGUGCUGCGGAUGAAGAUCUGCCAGGAUAUGGACAAUGCACCAUUAGCAUUGCUACUGUAAGUGAUAGUGCUUAGACAAAGGACAACGUGUGUGCUGAAGAACAUUGCCAAGUGCCCUGCAGCUGCUCACAGACAACAGAGUAACAGGAACCGAAGUGAUUGAGCCUGCUGCUGUCAACCUGGAUGGAAUAAUAAGGAUGGGUAUGAGAGAUGAUGUGUCGUGUAGCACUAGAGCACUCUGUUCUGGGAGAGCGGGACAGUAAGAUGCGCUGUGUGGGGAUUACAGACAGAAGGAAAGGAGUCUGAAUAUUCUAGUCAGAGAAGGGCAAGACAGGUGCAGAUAAUGACGGACACAGAUAGGAAGUGCACUGUAUUUACAAGGCAGAACUGGGGCAAACUGCAGUAUUCAGUUCUCCAUUUCAGGAGCAGGCUACUGCUCAUGCAAAAACCUGGCUUCUCCACACCUCAGCUUUACCACCUGAGGAAUGGAAACAAGAGUGGUCUAAGAGAGAAAGAGAAGUGAGGAAGAUGAGAUUUUAUUUGAUGAAUGUGUACUUUUGGGAUUAAUGGGUCAAGACUUACCAUUCCAGAGCUCAGAGAGAAAUCUGAGCCAGAAAAAAGAAAGAAAAAUACAAAAGAGUUCAGAAGGUCAAAGUGGUAAAAUCUUUGGUAUUCUGAUAUCCAUGUACUGAAAACGCUUUGGGGAAACUGAAGGGAAACCAGUGCUAAGACAGGAUAAACACAUAGAAAAGAACAUACUAAAAACCAACACUGGACCUGAAAUAAGAAGAAAAGAAUGCCAGAAGAGUCAAAUAUAAUGUCAAGAGUGGGGUUUUGUUUUAAAUGCUAAAUGAAAAGUGAGAAAUGUAAAAAACAAACAAACAAAUAGGCUCAUCAUGUAUAUCUCCCAUGUAAACUGUGUAUCAAAACUGAAGUCAUGGCAAAAAAGUCUUGACUGUUUCUACCUACAUUUACUUUCUAACUGUGGCUUAAAAAAACCUGAUCCUGUACUUAGACAGGAUUGCAUUGUCCUAAGUAUGCUCUGAAGAAGCAGAAAGGAAAUAUUUUAAAAUAUAAGGACCUACUUCUCUAAGUGUCAUUAAAAAAACCCCGAACAAUUAA
This is a messenger RNA of Lagopus leucura (white-tailed ptarmigan), 9751 nucleotides long. RefSeq names its product damage specific DNA binding protein 2 (gene DDB2). The record is from RefSeq and is a predicted model, not a curated record. NCBI's taxonomy places the organism in Eukaryota, Metazoa, Chordata, Aves, Galliformes, Phasianidae. Gene Ontology annotation, biological process: DNA repair; response to UV. The transcript has 12 exons. Bases 329 to 1846 code for a protein of 505 amino acids. Gene Ontology annotation, cellular component: nucleus; Cul4-RING E3 ubiquitin ligase complex. Gene Ontology annotation, molecular function: damaged DNA binding; protein binding.